Messenger RNA from Suillus discolor, 1899 nucleotides. RefSeq lists its product as uncharacterized. Bases 319 to 1899 code for a protein of 526 amino acids. The transcript has 6 exons. NCBI's taxonomy places the organism in Eukaryota, Fungi, Basidiomycota, Agaricomycetes, Boletales, Suillaceae. The record is from RefSeq and is a predicted model, not a curated record.
GUUCAGCCUUAUUGCAUUAUCUUCCUUCUGACUACCGUCACGGCAGACUAAGCAUCCCACGAUCGUCGCUGCGCACAACAAUCCAGGAAAUAAUACUGCGUCAAUUUUCCGUCAUUAUUCCUAUCAUCGAUCAUAUGUCGAUAUGGCUGGAAGACAAUCAUGAACUAUAGAAUAAUGAACAUCGAAAACUGCUAUCUAAUUCGCCCGUCACUGCAGUACUAUAGCCGCGGAAAGGGUCGCAUAAAGGGAAAUCAAACGAAUACGCCCAGUGACUGAGUAUAUAACUAAGCUUACAAAGGUCCUUGGCCCUUCGUCGAAAUGCUGUUUACGAGGAAAGCCGCAACCGUCUGGCUUUUUCUUGCCUUUGAACGGGUUCUGACUGCACAGAUACCUCUGUCGAGUCAUACGCAUUCAUCCUUUUACCCGCCGGGGGUCGAUACUGAUCUUGGACAAUGGGACCUUGAUGAAGGACCUGUGGUGAACGCGACAGGACAUCUGGUGUUCGAAACGGCCAAUUCCCUGCUUCAACACUGGGCAAAUACUCGUCAUCGUAUUGGUCAUACAAUAGUCCCAGGGACUAUUCCCGUGGGCACUCUCCUCUAUCAUGGAGCCACCACCGGUCCACAUUUACCGACCGUCCUGGAUUGGGUGGCCGUAGAGCCAGACCACUCCAUACUUUUCUGCCAAGGGCCAAUCGAGACAGGGUGCUGGCACCUCACCCUUACAGUCACUCGGCCGAUGAAAGUGCUCUAUUUUGACGGAAGCAGCGCUGUGAACAUCCUUGAGGGCACCAUGGACACCCAAGAUCUUGUGGCAUGGUCGGAAAUGAAACCCGAGUGGGUGAAUAAUGAAGAGCAGCGCAUAAAGGAUCUGUGUAAAUGGGGUCAGAAGUAUGACGUAAAUGGCUUUGUGAGGAUGGAAAUGAAUUUUGAAAUCCUGAUUUGCAACUUCACCUCUCACAUGGAGGUCGUUUCGUUCUUAAAUCUCGAGAGCAUUCGCAUCGGCACAGACCCAACGGAUCUGCCACAGGACCCCAAUACUAGUCUGAUUUAUUCUCGGACAUCAGUGCAUUACGCUUUUGAAUUAAUGCACUCUGCUUCAUGGUACGAAAAUUAUCCAGGAGAAACCCGGAUUAUGCUUGAUUUUUCUGGGCUCGUUUCUUUCUAUGACACCGCUCUUGUUCCCUCCCUGGUGCCACGCCGUGUAGGCUUGGACCGGUGGGACCAUCGAGUAGGAGGAAUAUCAUUGGAGGAUAUAGAACAUGUCCAAGACAGGCUAGCUCAAGCGCUAGCACGACUGCCCUCGACAACCAGCGGCAUUGACUGGAAAACCGUUUUGCGCGUGGUGGUCGAUCGAUAUGCCAGCCGCCUGGAAUUCAUACAGCACCUUUUGGACCCAACGUUGGACGAUGGGUCAAUCUUUGACCACGCACAACAGAUUCAGAGACAACUGCGCACUGUCGUUCUGCCCUACACUGUGUUUGCAGCUCUGCCUCCCAAUAUUUCCGUCACCGUUAACGCGACAAAUUUGUGGGCUGCGCCAGUUUUUCGGGAAUGUGCUACAUCGCACGCGGCCUCCAUAGCGUUUCGUGGAACAACAUUGACGCCCUCCGAACGUUUACUCCUGCAGGCGGUGCGGGAAACUACGCAUGAAAUUUGUCGUGUCGCCACAAAAAUGUGGGCUGCCGGCAUGAAUUUUGGAGUUGAUGCUCUUUAUCCUGCGAAACAACGCCCUGAAGUUGAUCACAUACAUACUCUCAUGGGCGAAUGGAAGGAGGACGUGACACAGUUAAUCUCCUGGUUGGACUGGAGCGUGUGGGUGAAGUGCCGACCGGCCUGUGGUUUCGAGGAUAGGAUGGUUAAUGCAAAUGACCCCUCCGACUACAAUCUCAUCCGAUAG